Messenger RNA from Paramecium primaurelia, 4308 nucleotides. The record is from the annotation of a GenBank genome assembly. Lineage: Eukaryota; Ciliophora; Oligohymenophorea; Peniculida; Parameciidae.
AUGAAAUAUUUAGGAUGCAAAGAAAUUUGUGAUAUAACACAUACUUUAUAUUCUAAGGGAUUUUGUUAAUACUUUAGUAGUAAAAAAAAUUAAUUAAAUUUGUAGAUUACAUGUUAGAAUCAGCAUCUGUUUCUUCGAAUCUUACCUCACCUGAAAAUUUAAAUUGGUUUUUAAUAUAUGACCCACAACAUAUAGAUUCAUCUGCAACAAUUAUACUUAGUAAAUUAAUAUAUGGAAUCUUUAAGUUUAAUUCAGGUUUCUAUAGAUACUUUAAAAGGAUAUAGUCUUCUUAUCCAAAUUACUAAAUUGGAUUGAAAAUUAAAAUUGUAACUUUUAACGAAAUUCCAAUAAAUUGUGGAAUAUAGUUUAUGAUUAAUAAUACUAUUUUUGGAUCUAUUUAUAGAAGUGCCUCUGGUAUUCAAACUAAUAAAUUAAUAAUCUAUAAUAUUGAACUUGAGAGUGUAUAUUUAACAUAUUCCUCAAAUAAAAAAUAUGAUUUAAUUACAUAUGUUGACAUUCCUAGAUACCCAUUUUUAUUUUCAGCAACAGGAAAUUAUACGUAUAUAUAAAUUUAUUUAGAUUAGUGAUGACACAGCAGGAUGGGCAAUAGCUUCAAUCUAGGUUACAACAGGAUAUUGUCAUGAAGAUUGUACUUAGUGUGAAGUAUCAUUUAAAUGUAAGUAAUGUUAUUAUGGAUAUUAUUUUUAUCGAGAUGGUAGUUGCAUAAGUAAUUGCCAAUCUCCAUAUUAGAAAUUAAAUGGUUCUUAUUGUUAAGAUUACGAUGAUGAAACACCUUGUAUCUUAUUAUAAUAUUUAGACUCUUACUAUUUGAUUAAAGAAUAUAUAAAUGCUGCCAACGACCCUGGAUAAUAUUCAUAAUACACUUUAAUCUCUUAAAAUGGAAUAAACUUUUUAAAAGGAUCAGAUAUCUAUUAUUCAUAUAUUUAAGGAAUUAGAGUCUUUGGAGGACCUUUUGUGUGGGCCUAAGCUAAAUUCUAAAGAGUUCAUAAUAUAAUAUCUCCACAUCAUAGUGUCACUAUUGCAUUUUAUAUACUUUACGGUCCAUCAUUCCCUUCAGAUGGGAAUUUUAUAUAUACAAUUGAAAAUAAUACACCAGUUUCUAAAUCAAGUGUAGAUAGUUCAUUGAAUUAUGAUGGGUCAAAAUACUAUAAAGUUUAUGAAAAAAUCAUUCAUAAUUCAAAUACAUUAACAAUCACUUGGGAAUGCUUAGGUCCAAAUAAUGAACCUAUUAAAGCCUAUUGUGGAUUUUAUAAUUAUUAUAUUGCUGUCCAUGAUUGCAAACCUUAUUGUUUGUAAUGUUCAGACUAAACUACAUGUACUUUAUGGAACAGCACUUAUGAUGCUAGUAUUGUUAGAUUUUCUUAAUCAGAAUGCUUAGUUAAUUAAUAUUAUGAUAAGGAUUCUAUUAGAUGUUUAGAUUGUCCAUUAUCUUGUUUAACAUGUACAUCUACAAUAGAUUGUUAAACAUGCUAACCAACUUAUGUAUAAACUAAAUUAGGAUGUAUUUGUAAAAUGAAUCAAUAUGAAGAAUCAAAUCAAUGUUUUGAUUGUCCUAUUGAAUGCAAUUAAUGCUUAAGUUCUACUUAUUGUAUAGAAUGUUUAAAUAGUAAUUUUAGACAAUUAUCAAAUGGGUAAUGUAAUUGUUUUGAUGGGUUUUAUCCAAUUGUAUCAAACCCUUAGUGUUAAAUAUGUCAUUAAUUUUGUAAAACUUGUAUUGGACCUACUUCUGAAUAAUGUUUAACUUGCAAUGAUAUUGUUAAUAUUGAAAAGGUAGGUUCAACAUGUAGAUGCCCAACAGGGUCAUCUUAUUAAGAAGAAAUAAAAACUUGUUCAUCUUGCCAUCCAUCAUGCUUAAGUUGCUUUAGAACAACAAUUGAUGGUUGCUUAACAUGUGAUCUAAGUUUAAAUAGAAUAUUAAAAGGGUUAAAAUGUGUUUGUGCACCUGGUUAUUAUGAAUUAAGUAAUAUUUGUACAAGUAUAUAUAAUAAUAAUUAUUAUAGAUUGUCCAAAUAGUGAAGAUACAUCUCUAAGUCAAUGUUAUAAAUAAUGUAAUAAUAAUUAAUAAAUAUGGCAUACUAAUACUUGUACUUCUUGUGAUUCUGGAUUUAAUUUAGUUUAUGGAGAAUGUCAACCAAUUUGUGGUGAUUCAUAAAUAAAAGGAUAUGAAUAAUGUGAAGAUAAUAAUACAAUUCUUGAUGAUAAAUGCUAUAAUUGUUAAUUUUAAUGUCCAACUCAUUGUUUAACUUGUGAUUAAUCAACUACUUUACCUUGUCCUGAUAUUUGUGGAGAUGGAAUUAUUACAGGAAAUGAAGAAUGUGAAGAUGGAAAUAAUAUAUAAUAUGAUGGAUGUUUUAAUUGUAAAUAUUAAUGUUAAACUUCAUGUACAAAGUGUAUAUAAGGUAAAUGUUUUGAAUGUGCUACUGCUGGUUGGUACAUUGAUCCAACAGUUACUCCUUGGUAAUGUAAGGAAAGAUGUUAUGAUUUGCAAAUAGUUGGGAGUGAAUAAUGUGAUGAUGGAAAUCUAAGUGAUACAGAUGGUUGCAAAGAUUGUAAGUAUUUCUGUAGAAUUGGUUGUUCUUCUUGUGAUUAUACAAAUAAAAAGUGUUUAAGUUGUGAAUUUCCUGGUUUUGCUCCUACUUCUUACUAUUGUAAGAAUACAUGUGGAGAUGGUUUAGUUGUGACAGAUCCUUAUGGGUUCUAUUCAGAAGAAUGUGAUGAUGGAAAUACAAUUAAUGGUGAUGGUUGCAGUAGCUCUUGUUACUUUUAAUGUUAGUCAUCAACUAUUUGUACUAGUUGUGUAAGUAAUAGAUGUGAAAUAUGUGCUACUGGAUAUAUUCUUUCUAGUUAAAAAGUAUGUUUACCAAUUUGUGGAGAUUCAAUGAUAGUGGUUGGAGAACAAUGCGAAAAUUCAUAUAUAUUACCAUAUAAAGGUUGUAUAAAUUGCUAAGCAAGAUGCCAAAGUUCUUGCCUUACUUGUGAUACUACUGGACUUGGUUGUAUAUCAUGUAAAAAUGGUUACAAUAGAAUUGAUAAUUUAUGUUAUUCAAUUUGUGGUGACACCAUAAUAACAGAAGAUGAAGAAUGUGAUGAUGGUAAUUUAUUAAUUGGAGAUGGAUGUCAUUUCUGUUAAUUUACUUGUUAAGAUUAAUGUCUUAAUUGUAUUAAAGGAAUCUGUUAUGAUUGUUAAGAAGGUUAUGAAUUAAUAUAAUCUAAAUGUUAUCUAAUAUUAUAAAAAAACUAACUUUUUAUUAACUAAGGUGAAACUAAAUAUCAAUUAAUAUCACUUAAUUAAAAUUGUGAUAUCAAUUGCAUGAAUUGUUAAGAUGGGAUAUGUGAUUUAUGCUCAUAAGGAAAUUAUUUAUUUCAUAAUGAAUGUAUUUCAAAUCAUAUAACUAAAAUAUUUUAUGUUAAUGAUAAUAUAAAUUUAUGUGGGGAUAAUAAAAUAAUGGAUGAUGAAGAAUGUGAAGAUAACAAUAUUAUUCCAUUUGAUGGUUGUUAUUAUUGUAAAUUUUAAUGUGAUAUCAAUUGUAAUGAUUGUUAAUUUGGAAAAUGUUAAGGAUGUAUUCUUGGUUAUAUUUUGAAUACUAAUUUUAUAUGUGAACCAGAAUGUGGAGAUGGUAUUGUGAUUCUAUAUUCAAAUGAAUAAUGCGAUCUUGAUAUUGAAUGGUGUAUUAAUUGUCAAUUUAAGUGUUAACCUAAUUGUAGUAAAUGUAAUUUACAAGAAUGUUUUUAGUGUUAAGAAGGUUUUUAUCCUUAUUUAACUUCUUGUAUUCCAAUUUGUGGAGAUGGAAUUGUAAUUGAUGAAUAUGAAGACUGUGAUGAUUAAAAUGAUUAACCAAAUGAUGGUUGUUUUGAAUGUUAAUUUGAUUGUUCAAAAAAUUGCAAAAUUUGCGAAAAAACAAAAUGCCAAUAAUGUGAUAUAGAUUACGUCUUAAAGAAUAAUUAAUGUUUGCUUAUCAAAUAAAAAGAUGAUAUAAAUUCUAACAUUAUUGACAAACCAUAAAAUAAUGAUACAAUAAAUAACAGUGUAAAUCCUUAAUGGUUAUCAUUAAAUGAAAAUAAGAUUUGCAGAGAAUAUGAAUGUGUUUACUCCAAAAAACCCAGCAUGAAAUUGACUUUUAAAAAGUAAUACUUUGCUCUAUAAUAUGUUGAAAUUACAUUCGAUUAAGAAGUAAAAUUCAGAGAUUAAUUAUCAAAAGACGAAUAGUUAUUUAAUAUAAGCAUCGAUUACUUAGAUUAAAAGAGUUAUAACAUCACAAUCAAUUAAAUUUAAGAUAUAUAAUUUGA